AUGCAAACAAAAUUGAACACAUUCAACGGUCUAUAUCAUAAAGCGGAUCGUUUACGUCCUAGCGGGAGUGACGAUGCUUUUGUAAUGAAGCAAGCGCUAAAGGAUUACAAAUGCAAAGAAAAAAUUGAUUUUACUCAUAUUGCGGCUUGGGAGAUUGUUAGAACAAAUCAAAAGUGGUCGCCGGUACCCUUGUUUGGUGAAGAAAGCUCCGGCUCGAGUCAAAAAAGAAAGUCUUCAGAUUCGGAAAAUUAUAGAGCGGAUACAACGAAUGUCGAAUUCUCAAGCGGAUUCGGUAUUCCUGACAUAAACGAGGAUCCCUCGCCAAGACGACAAACGAGAAAGGAGAAAAAGGACAAAGGGUCAUCUUCAAGAAACGAAGAUCUAAGACAUAUAACACACAAAUUCGAAGAGUACAGUGCCAUGAAAAAAGAGAUAAUGGUAAUUAAACGUAUACGAGAAGAAAAAUACUUGACCUUGGCGGAUGAGCAACGAGAGGCGUUGCGACAAACAAUGUACGACAAGGAAUUGGAGACGUUUAAUAGGCCUACCGAUAAUGUUCACCCUUCGAUGUUGGAAAUCACACUCGCUAGAAAACGGAAGAUCAUUAAGAGUGAAGAUCCGAACAUUCGUAUCACUCAAGAAGCAGUUUACAUCAUUAACAAAGCUUCGGAAUUUACCGUGUCACAUGCAACGUUUAAAGGCAGUUUGGAUGGCGGGUAUUCGAGAACAAGAGUUAAAGAUGAAGCUAGGAGAAGGUAUGCUCGUCGGCUACGGGAGGAGUUAGAAGAAGAUAUGGAGAGAGUGAUGUUGUUUGCUAGAUUUCUGAACGAAAGUUUGAUGCUAGCAUUUGGUCCAUCCGCUCUAACUUGGGACAUCCGCAUAAAGAUUGCUGUCGGGACUGCAAAAGGAUUGGCAUAUUUACACGAAGGCUUGGAACCAAAAGUUGUUCACCGUGAUAUUAAAUCAAGCAAUAUUCUUCUGGAUAAGAAAUGGAACGCGAAAGUAGCUGAUUUUGGACUCGCCAAGUUACUUGAAUCUGAAAAAACCUUCAUGACAACACGUGUAAUGGGAACAUUUGGAUACGUGUCACCUGACUAUGCAAGCACUGGGAUGCUCAAUGAGGGAAGUGAUGUCUACAGCUUUGGAGUUUUACUUAUGGAAAUUGUUACCGGAAGGAGUCCAGUUGAUUACUCCAGACCACCUGGAGAGAUGAACCUGGUUGACUGGUUUAGAGGAAUGGUAGUAAGUCGACUUGGUGAGGAGUUACUAGACCCAAAGAUCAAUGAACGACCUUCUUCAAGAGCUUUAAAACGAGUCUUAUUAGUGUGCCUUCGGUGUAUAGAUAUGGAUGCAAGUAAGCGUCAAAAAAUGAGCCAAAUUGUACACAUGCUCGAGGCGGAUGACUUCCCUUUUUGCAAAGCAAGUAUCUCACUCAUUUGCGUUGAAGUCAAAUCAAGUAUCGAGCUCUAAAUGUUUUGAGUUGUUUAUAAUU
Messenger RNA from Helianthus annuus (common sunflower), 1492 nucleotides. RefSeq names its product probable LRR receptor-like serine/threonine-protein kinase At1g51860. Gene Ontology annotation, molecular function: ATP binding; protein kinase activity. The record is from RefSeq and is a predicted model, not a curated record. Gene Ontology annotation, biological process: protein phosphorylation. Lineage: Eukaryota; Viridiplantae; Streptophyta; Magnoliopsida; Asterales; Asteraceae. The transcript has 10 exons. The coding region runs from base 1 to 1470 and encodes 489 amino acids.